Molecule: messenger RNA, 1659 nt
Organism: Acanthosepion pharaonis
Lineage: Eukaryota; Metazoa; Mollusca; Cephalopoda; Sepiida; Sepiidae
Source: the annotation of a GenBank genome assembly
AUGUCUGGUGGCCAGGCUAGAUAUUUUUUAAAUUUUUCGUAUUUUCCACGUCGGCGUCAAAGGUCGGUGCUCGAGUCUAAAUUUGCAUCGAAGCACAAAAUGCCGGAACAAGAUCCACAACGUCUCAAAUCCUACAAAAACUUCGGCAGAGAUCUGUCGGAAAUGAGACGUCGAAGAAAUGAAGUCUCGGUGGAACUUCGUAAACAAAGAAAAGAUGAUCAAACUAUGAAGAGGAGAAACAUUGGAGACCUGUCAGAUGAUGCCAUCAGCCCUCUGAAAGAGCGCAACCAGGGUCCAAGUUCCACUAUGACAAUUGAAGAAAUUGUUGCUGGUGUCUGCUCAAAUAGUGUUGAGAGCCAACUUGAGGCCACGCAAGCUGCUAGACGACUUCUUUCUAAGGAGAGAAAUCCACCAAUUGAUGUGAUCAUCAGGACUGGCAUCAUUCCAAAUUUGGUAGAAUUUCUUAAGAGCUCAGAUAGACCAGAGCUCCAAUUUGAAGCUGCCUGGGCCUUGACCAACAUUGCUUCCGGUGACAGUGAACAAACAAAAUCUGUAGUCAACGCUGGUGCUGUUCCUCAUUUCAUUAACCUCCUCUCUUCUGGUGACCACCAUGUUUGUGAACAGGCAGUGUGGGCUCUUGGCAACAUUGCAGGUGAUGGACCAGAGCUUAGAGACUUUGUUACUCAGAAUGGCAUUGUGGAACCAUUGUUGUCUUUGGCCAAGCAUGAUCUUCCUGCUGGCUUCCUCAGAAACGUUACCUGGACAAUCUCUAAUCUGUGCCGAAACAAAAACCCCUCACCUGACUUUGCUACAAUCCAAAAGUGCCUUCCCACACUCUCUUGCCUCCUGCGGCAUUCGGAUCAUGAAGUUCUCUCUGACACCCUGUGGGCUUUUUCCUAUAUAACUGAUGGUCCAAAUGAGAAAAUUCAAGCCGUCAUCGAUAGCAAUGUUGUUCCCAAACUUGUGGAAUUGCUUCAACACCCCAAGAUUUCUGUGAUAACCCCAGCUCUGCGAACAGUGGGCAACAUUGUCACUGGUGACGAUUCUCAAACCCAAGUUGUAAUAGACUCCUCUGCUCUUCCCAUCUUUCACAAUCUGCUGAAGCAUCCCAGACCCAACAUACAGAAAGAAGCCUCCUGGACCGUUUCUAACAUAACUGCUGGAAACAGUGCUCAGAUCCAAAGAGUUAUUGAUAUUGGGCUGCUUCCUCCUAUUGUUGAUCAACUGGCUAAGGGUGACUUUAAGACCCAGAAGGAAGCUAUUUGGGCCGUUACCAAUCUAACCUCUGGUGGCACAGUUGAGCAAGUGGCUCAUCUCGUUCAGUUGGGUGUGAUUCCUCCUCUUUCUAAUUUAUUGACUAUUAAAGAUCCUAAAGUUAUCCUGGUAAUCUUGGAUGCCUUCAUGAAUAUCUUGAUGGCUGCUGAGAAAAUCAAGCAGCAUCAUGCUGUCUGUAUGAUGAUUGAGGAAUGUGGUGGUAUAGACAAAAUUGAGGCCCUCCAGUCUCACGAAAAUGAGAAUGUCUACAAAUCUGCCUUGAGUAUCAUUGAGAAAUAUUUCUCGGAAGAGGAUGAUGAAGAUACUGAUUUGGCUCCAGUUGCAACUGAAGAGGCCUACAAUUUCAAAGAAGCAAAUGUGCCAUAUGGUGGAUUCAGUUUCUGA